Molecule: messenger RNA, 1331 nt
Organism: Aedes aegypti (yellow fever mosquito)
Lineage: Eukaryota; Metazoa; Arthropoda; Insecta; Diptera; Culicidae
Product: voltage-dependent anion-selective channel-like
Exons: 5
Coding region: 194-1042 (282 amino acids)
Biological process (GO): monoatomic anion transmembrane transport
Cellular component (GO): mitochondrial outer membrane
Molecular function (GO): voltage-gated monoatomic anion channel activity
Source: RefSeq, a predicted model, not a curated record
CCACGAAAAAUUCCCAUCGCACGCUUUCUCUCGCUGCCAGUCUUGAAAGUUCCGUCGAAGUUCUUGUGUGCGCAUCCUCAUCCCAGUGUGUGGCAUUUUCGCUGUGGUUCAGUGAAAAGAAAGAAAAGAAUAGUUUUGUGUUUCUUCUAAUCCAGAGUUUUCAACUCGAUAAAACUUCUUAUUCAGAUAAAAAAUGGCCCCACCAGCAUACGCAGAUCUCGGCAAGCAGGCCCGCGAUGUCUUCAACAAGGGCUACCACUUCGGUCUAUGGAAGCUGGAUGUGAAGACCAAGACCAACUCUGGCGUAGAGUUCAACACCAGCGGAUCGUCCAACCAGGACAAUGGAAAGGUGUUCGGUUCCCUGGAGACCAAGUACAAAGUCAAGGAGUACGGUCUGAACUUCUCCGAGAAGUGGAACACAGACAACACUCUGACCUCGGAGGUGUCCGUCGAAAAUCAGCUCGUCAAGGGUCUGAAGCUGUCCUUUGAUGGAUCGUUCGCUCCGCAAACCGGAAGCAAGACCGGACGUUUUAAGACUGCCUACUCGCACGAUAAGGUCCGCGUCGAUGCCGACGUCAAUGUCGAUCUCGCAGGACCACUGGUAAACGCUUCCGGUGUGUUCAACUACCAGGGCUGGCUGGCCGGUUACCAGGUUGCAUUUGACUCGCAGAAGUCCAAGGUCACCGCCAACAACUUCGCUCUCGGCUACUCGACCGGUGACUUUGUUCUGCACACCAACGUUAACGAUGGCCGCGAAUUCGGUGGUCUGAUCUACCAGCGAUGCAACGAUCGUCUGGAAACCGCCGUUCAGCUGUCGUGGGCCUCCGGCUCCAACGCUACCAAAUUCGGACUCGGCGCCAAGUACGAUUUGGACAAGGAUGCCUGCGUCCGCGCUAAGGUCAACAAUCAGAGCCAGAUCGGUCUGGGCUACCAGCAGAAGCUGCGCGACGGAGUCACCCUGACCCUGUCCACGAUGAUCGAUGGCAAGAGCUUCAACACUGGCGGACACAAGAUCGGUGUUGCUCUGGAACUCGAAGCCUAAGCGAGUCAAAAUCGUGUUCGUGUUUUAACAAACAGAUUCAAAUCUAAUAACUAUUAAAGAAAUAAAAAAAAGUGAAAAACCACAUAGUAAAAAAACAAACAUUCGCAUCAUGAUGAAAGACAGCAUGUCUCGGUAAGAGCGCACUCCCCACACUGGUUAUGGGAUGAGUUUUGCGAAUACUAAAUGCACUGCCCACGAGGAAGAAGCAGUCCGCAGUGAGACGUGAACAAAAGAUACACAGUCAAGAAUCAAAUAAAGAUGAAGAAUCAGUACAGUCCUUAAAACUAGA